AUGACACUAAGUGAUGUACAGGAACAACUAAGUAUUAUGCAGGAGCAUAAUGACCUGCAUGAUUCCAUACUUAAGAAGGUAGAGAAAGAUGUUGCAGAUUUAAAGAAAGAAAUACCAAAAGAAACACCAAAACUCAAGCAAGGUCGUAAGAGUCCCCGGGGAUUAAGUGCAUGUGUGCGUAAAGUACAUGCAUCUUUUGAUGAUGAUGAGCAGUACAAUGCUGAUGAACGGGUAAAAUAUUCUCAUAACAAAGUUGUAACAGACAAAAUGGUCAAAGAUGUUGUGGGUGCUGGGGAUCAUGAGGAAAAGUCAGAUAUUGCAUAUGCUGCUAAGAAGUACCAUGAAUACCUUGUGAGGCCUCUAACCCAAGCCCAAAGGAAGGUGGUUUUCAAAAAGAACCGGUUAAUACAAAGAAGACAGCGAUUGUUUGAAAGGUGUCUCAAACAUGCCAUUGGAUGA
Molecule: messenger RNA, 459 nt
Organism: Geodia barretti
Lineage: Eukaryota; Metazoa; Porifera; Demospongiae; Tetractinellida; Geodiidae
Source: the annotation of a GenBank genome assembly